UGGAAAGCGGUUUCGUCGCCAAACAUCUACUCCCACAUAAACAAAGCAUUGCCUCAGCGGUCGCGCUUUUUAUCAACAAAGUCGCGCUUUGGCGCGACGACAACUCGGUGUGUUUCAGUUUCGUUUUCUGUUUCUCUGUGACUUGGUGACUGUGUCUUUUUGUUUUUCUGUUUUGGUGGCUUUUCCGAUGGAACUCAAGUCGGCGAGGAAUCGACACUAGAGUGUCGUGACUUCAGCGGCUAAAAAAUUUACCACCGUGGCUGGUGAGUGUGUGUGUUUCCCACACAUGCCUAGGCUUCGCUAUGAGCUACUCGCAAGGCAAGGGGCGUUUGUACCCCGCGUACAGCCUCAGCGGGUCUGAGGGCGAAGACUCUCCCCGAAGAUACGGAUCUCAACACACGUACCAACAUCCCCUUUAUCAACAACCAGCCGGCCUCAGCGACACCCCAACCUCGGAAAACGCCUCGGACGCCACCCUCACGGACUCGGAACUAGCUCUAGCUAGGGAUUCCACACUGCUCGUGCAUAACGGUUGUCUGCUGGACGGCGCUCCACGUCCACCAGAUGUUCCACCUCGGAACCCCACCAUGAAUCGGUUAAAUGGGCGCCUAGCCACGGCUCCACCGGCCGAUCCUACUCAAGAUUUCGAACCCUCUUGUCUCGUGCGGACGCCUUCCGGAAAUGUGUACAUACCAUCAGGAACGCUAAAUCACCCGAAGAACUCGACGAUUGACUACAAGUCGAACUCGUCUUGCAGUAGCCCUUCGAAAGAUAUGAAGAAUUCGGACAGAUGCGGCAUCCCAUAUGGUGCCCAGGUACCUGUCCUACCCGUCCGAAAUAAUUUACGCCGCCCCAAUUCGAGUCAUUUUCCCCAAGCUAGCCGAUUCCAUUUCAGAAAAGGUAUAGCCUCGAAAUGCACGUGGAAAUGUACGGCUAUUGUGUGCAUCAUGCUGUCGGUCGUUUUGACAGCUGCACUCACAUAUAUCUCAGCUUCGAGUGUACUGAAUUGGUCGUAUCAGAGCACGAAACCCUGUUCGGUACUCGUCGGCGAAAACACUCAAUUCGUGCCACCAUCCAAAACUGCCACUUCUGAAACUAACCUGUCGACUUCGACCAGGCCUAAAACGUCUUCUUCUGGAGGUAAUUUCCUUGCACUUGUCUAUUCGCGAAAACGUAGACAAGUCUAUAACCCACCGCAUGCUUUUGUGUUGUCAAAUACCUCAGACUUGACCACUGUCGAUUUUCCCAGUUUGAGUACCACUGAGCAUGAUAUAGAUAGAGAGCAUGCUAGUACCCCCGAAUCCUUGCAUGACACAAAUGUCACUGGAACACCGCUUUCGUCUGUUACUAAUAGUCCAACAGAUGAACUCAAUCAUACGCAAAUUCAGAAAAAUAACAACGUUACAACCACAGCACCUCCAGACCCAGAAAUUACAAAUGAUUUUGACGAUUUUUCAAAAACCACAACGACUUUACCGACCACCACAGACAAUUAUCAAUUUGAUGGAUCAGAUGAAUCCCAUAGUUUUCUAGAAACGUCUCAAUUACAAGACGAUCCAGAUUCUUUCUUUUCCGAUGUGACUUUGGAUGAGGAGACAAAAUUAGAAGUGGAAGAUCAAGCAACAGAUGACAUUAAAACACCCAUAUUUUCUUACGGGCAAGAUGAAGUCGAGAUUGUUAAAUUGAAUCAAGAACCUCUUUCAACAACAAUGAAAUCAAAAACCAAUUACUCGAUCCCGCGAGAUAAAAAUAGCGACUCGAAAGAACUGACUGAAUCAAAUUUAUCCGCGCUACCGAAUCCCGGUGCAGAUCUCCCCUUAAAGCAGGCGUCAAAUUUUAACGAUCCUUUGCUCUUGCAUGGUUUGCACAAUGUAACUAAUCCUCAGAGUGUCACUAAACAAUUCGAAGCUAAAGAAUUACCUCUGAACCCAAAAAUUCAAGUGAUCGAAGUGCCUCCAGUGGCCUCUUCUAGCUCGACUUCAAAAAGAGUUUUAGUAAACGUGACUAUAGCCACCGAUCCUGAUUCUAACAAUCCUCAUGCUACUCAAUCGGUUUACGUGCUGUCUGUGUCCGUGCCAACCGACGAUGGCGUUAACCAAGCCACUAAACACAGCUUUCAAAAAGAAGAGGGUGAUAAAAGAACCACCCAAACGCCCGAUGAAAAACGCGACGGGCUUUGGGGUGGCGCGUGUGAAUGUUCUUGCCCAUCAUGUAUGGAUGCGUCAAAUGAAUUUACAGAUACUAAUAAUACGGAUUACGACUACAGAGAUGAUGUGAACAAUUCAAACACUACUUCCUCUUCGGAUUUCUCGACUAGUGAAGCUUCUUCUGCGUCUGAUGUAACAGACACGACCGAAACUUCCGAAACAUGGACUUCGAGUGUUUGUCCGGAAGUUACCACCAAAUUACCUCCACCACCUACAAUACUCAUACUCGAAGGUGCUCGCACAUUCCCCGCACAAUCAUUCCCCCCGGACGGGACUACGUUUUCCCAAAUAUCAUUAGGGCAAAGACUUUCGAAAGAAAUCUCGCCUUACGGUUACUGGAACAUGCAAUUCUAUCAAUCUGAAGCGGCUUACGUCAGAUUUGAUUACAAUAUACCUCGAGGGGCAAGUAUAGGCGUUUAUGCUCGAAGAAACGCGUUACCCACACACACCCAGUACCACAUACUCGAAGUUCUUAGCGGAUUUAAAGCGCGAACGACAAGGGCGUCACACUCGUCAGUCAAAAAAGAAGUGACUCAUUACAUGGAACAAGGUCACUGGUUCUUGUCUUUGUACAACGACGACGGUGACCCUCAAGAAGUCACUUUUACGGCUGCCGUCGCCGACGAUAUGACCCACAACUGCCCUAAUGGGUGCAGCGGUAAGGGCGAGUGCCUCAUGGGUCACUGCCAAUGCAACCCCGGCUUCGGCGGCGACGAUUGCAGCGAGAGUGUUUGCCCCGUCCUCUGCAGUCAACGGGGUGAAUACAUCAAUGGUGAAUGUCAAUGCAAUCCCGGCUGGAAAGGGAAGGAAUGUCAACUAAGGCAUGAUGAAUGCGAAGUGCCUGACUGUAAUGGCCAUGGCCACUGUGCUAACGGAAAAUGCAAUUGCAUAAGGGGUUAUAAAGGGAAAUUUUGCGAGGAGGUCGAUUGUCCGCAUCCCACAUGUUCCGGUCACGGCUACUGCGUGGAAGGUUCAUGUCUUUGUAAAAAGGGUUGGAAGGGACCGGACUGCAGCCAAAUGGACAAAGAUGCCCUCCAAUGUCUUCCCGACUGUUCUGGACACGGAACCUUCGAUCUGGAUACGCAGACGUGCACCUGCGAGCCCAGGUGGUCAGGCGAAGAUUGCUCGAGAGAACUGUGCGAUCUGGAUUGCGGAAAUCACGGCCAUUGCGUGUCAGACGCGUGCCAGUGCGAUCCAGGAUGGUCGGGGGAGUUCUGCAAUCUCAAGCAGUGCGAUCCUAGAUGCAAUGAGCACGGCCAAUGCAAAAACGGGACUUGUCUUUGCGUCACGGGAUGGAACGGGAAACAUUGUACCAUGGAGGGUUGCCCCAACAGUUGUUCCUCGCAUGGUCAGUGUCGUUUCAAUACCGAUUCCAUGUGGGAAUGUCGCUGUGAUAACGGGUGGGACGGUCCCGAUUGUAGUAUUUUGUUAGAGCAAAAUUGUAACGACGGCCGCGAUAACGAUAAAGAUGGGUUGGUAGAUUGUGAGGACCCCGAAUGUUGUUCGAAUCGGUUGUGUGCAAGCAGCCAAUUAUGUGUCUCUUCACCUAAACCCAUCGACAUCUUACUAAGAAAACAACCUCCGGCAAUCACCGCGUCGUUCUUCGAGAGAAUGAAAUUUUUGAUUGAUGAAGGUAGUUUACAGAACUACGCUCGACAAGAAACGUUCAACGAGAGUAUAUUUUGGAAUCACUUCAACACAAGCCGUUCUGCUGUCGUCCGAGGACGAGUUAUAACCCAAAUGGGGACCGGCCUAAUGGGUGUUCGCGUUAGCACUAGCACUCCUUUGGAAGGCUUCACUCUCACAAGAGACGACGGCUGGUUCGACCUCCUAGUUAACGGAGGCGGUGCUGUUACUUUGCAGUUUGGAAGGGCCCCUUUCCGCCCCCAAACCCACAUUGUUUUUGUUCCUUGGAAUGAAGUCGUCAUCAUCGACAACGUCAUCAUGACAACAGGUGAAGAAAAACCCGUCACUGCGCUUCCACAGCCGUGCUCAGCUCACGACUUCGAUACUAUGAAACCCGUGGUUUUGGCUACUUGGAAACACGGCUUCCAAGGGGCUUGUCCGGAUCGCAGCGCAAUACUCGCCGAAUCUCAAGUGGUUCAAGAAAGUUUGCGCAUACCGGGAACAGGGCUAAAUUUAGUAUACCACAGUUCGAGAGCUGCGGGAUACUUAUCAACGAUUCAAUUGCAAUUAACUCCAGAAACGAUUCCACUCACUCUAAAUCUGAUCCAUCUCAGAAUUACCAUCGAAGGAAUCUUAUUCGAGAAAACUUUCGAAGCGGAUCCCGUAAUCAAGUUCACAUAUGCGUGGAAUCGCCUCAAUGUCUACCGGCAAAGAGUUUAUGGAGUGACUACGGCCAUUGUCAAAGUUGGGUAUGAAUACAGUGACUGCAAGACUAUUAUUUGGGAUGUCCAAACGACAAAAUUGAGUGGACACGAUAUGAGUAUUUCAGAAGUUGGCGGAUGGAAUCUAGAUAUUCAUCACAGAUAUAACUUCCAUGAAGGAAUUUUACAAAAAGGUGACGGCUCCAACAUUUAUCUCAAGCAUAAACCUAGAGUAAUUUUAACCACGAUGGGAGAUGGGCAUCAACGACCCUUGGACUGUAAUGACUGCGAAGGUCAAGCUUCAAAACAGCGACUUUUGGCACCAGUUGCACUUGCUGCAGCUCCGGAUGGCUCAAUUUUUGUGGGAGAUUUCAACUUGGUUAGGAAAAUUCUAACAGAUGGGAGAGUCCGUACGGUUGUGCGACUAAAUGCAACUCGAGUAUCGUAUCGCUACCAUAUGGCUUUGAGUCCCCUCGAUGGAACAUUAUACAUUUCCGAUCCUGAGUCCCACCAAAUCAUCCGAGUUCGAAACACUGAAGAUUAUAGUGACCCUGACCACAAUUGGGAAACCGUUGUUGGGUCAGGCGAACGGUGUUUACCAGGAGACGAGGCCCAUUGUGGCGAUGGUGCUUUAGCCAGAGAUGCGAAGUUGGCCUACCCGAAAGGAGUUGCAGUUUCGAAUGACAAUGUUUUAUAUUUCGCCGAUGGUACUAAUAUUCGUAUGGUGGACCGCGAUGGGAUUGUUACUACAGUCAUUGGCAAUCAUAUGCACAAGUCGCAUUGGAAACCUUUGCCAUGUGAAGGGACUUUAACCCUCGAAGAAGUUCACUUGCGGUGGCCUACAGAGCUUGCGAUUAACCCUUUAGAUAACACUUUGCACAUUAUCGAUGAUCAUAUGAUCCUCCAGUUGACUUUGGACGGGCGAGUUAAAGUUGUGGCCGGCCGUCCUCUGCAUUGUGCAUCUCCUGCCAGUGGUUACGACAUCGAAUUAGCAACGCACGCUACUCUAGUAAUGCCGCAAAGUUUAGCUUUCAGUUCCGCUGGAGAUUUAUACAUUGCUGAAAGCGAUUCUCAGAGAAUUAAUCGUAUUCGAGUGAUCGGUACUGAUGGUAAAAUUGGUCCUUAUGCUGGAGCCGAGUCUAAAUGUAAUUGUCUUGAACGAGGAUGCGAUUGUUUCGAAGCCGAGCACUACUUAGCAUCAAACUCUAAAUUUAAUACAAUUUCAGCAGUUACUGUUAGUCCUGAUGGCCAUGUACACAUUGGUGAUCAAGCCAAUUACAGAAUACGAUCUGUGAUGGCCAGCAUCCCCGAUGCGAGCAUUUCACGAGAAUACGAAAUCUACUCACCAGAAACCCAAGAAAUUUAUAUUUUCAAUAGAUUCGGCCAACAUAUUGCGACCAAGAAUAUUUUAACCGGCGAAACCAGUUAUGUGUUUACUUACAACGUUAAUACCAGUAAUGGGAAAUUAAGCACGGUAACCGACGCGGCCGGCAAUAAAGUCUUCUUAUUGCGCGACUACUCCAGUCAAGUUAACUCAAUCGAAAACACUAAAGGCCAAAAAUGUAGACUGAGGAUGUCUCGAAUGCGAAUGUUGCACGAACUGAGCACUCCUGAUAAUUACAACGUCACUUUUGACUAUCACGGCCCCACCGGUUUGCUCAAAACAAAAUUAGACAGCAGUGGAAGAAGUUACGUUUACAAUUACGACGAGUUCGGAAGACUGACAUCAGCCGUGACACCGACAGGAAAAGUGAUAAGCUUGUCGUUUGACCUGAGUUUGAAAGGAGCCACCGUGAAAGUGGGUCAAAACAAUAAGAAACCUAUCUCAAUGCUGAUCAAAGGCUCGAGCGUUUCCACCAAAAUUGGCGACGCCGACAACAAAAUCAUUCUUUUGGCCGACGGGAGCGUCGCUAGCAACUCUCCCUGGUCGCACAGCGUGACCACCGACACGGUGCCUUACAACAUCCUUGCCGACAAAGAACCCCUCCUCGGGGAGAGCUACCCCGUGCCGGCAAAACAACGCACCGAAAUCGGGGGCGACCUCGCCAACAGAUUCGAGUGGCGAUACUUCGUCAGACCUAAUCAAAAUAAGGGUAAAACUCCCAAAACUGUAUCUAAAGUCGGCCGCAAGUUGCGCGUAAAUGGAGAAAACUUGCUCACAUUAGAAUACGACAGGGACACCGCCUCGAUUUCCGUUUUCAUGGACGAUAAAGUUGAACUUCUCAACGUGACUUACGAUCGAUCGGCACGACCGGUCAAGUGGGGACCCAGGAAUGGAAUUUUCGCCGAAGUUGAGCUCGAAUACGACAGAUUCAGUAGACUCAGCAACUGGAAAUGGGGAGAUUUGAGCGAAACUUAUGGAUUUGACCGCGCGGGGAGACUUUUCGAAAUUAAAUAUGGCGACGGAUCGUCACUUGUGUACGCCUUCAAAGACAUGUUUAGUAGUUUGCCGCUCAAAGUGACCACCCCCAGAGGCUCCGAUUAUCUCCUACAAUACGAUGAGUCCGGAGCUUUACAGUCCUUGACCACACCAAGGGGACACAUUCAUACAUUCUCGCUUCAAACAUCGCUCGGUUUCUUCAAAUAUCAAUACUUUUCACCAAUGAAUCGUCACCCGUAUGAGAUAAUUUACAAUGAUGAUGGUCAAAUUUUGGCCAAAGUGUACCCCCAUCAAUCAGGUCGCGUAUCUUACGUUUACGACGCGUCAGGCAAACUUGAGACAAGUCUAGCAGGGAUGAGUUCCACUCAAUAUGUCUAUCACGAAACUUCCAGUCUUGUCAAAAGUAUCGAAAUCAUCGAACCGAAUUUCGAACUGAAGCAAGAAUUUAAAUAUCACGCUGGAAUUCUCAAAGACGAGAAGCUCAAAUUUAGCAGCAAAAGUGGCCUUGAUAAUGCUCACUAUAAAUACCAAUACGACGGGAAUGCCCGAUUAUCUGGCAUAGAUGUUGAUAUUAACGGCAAAGAGUUGCCGCAACUAAGAGUGAAAUAUAACCAAAACCUCGGCAUCCUUGAAGGAAUAAGCGAUUUGCGAGUGUAUCGAAAUACGUUCAAUAGAUCCGUCAUGCAAGACACGAGUAAACAGUUCUUUACAAUAACGGAUUAUGACGAGCACGGCCGCAUCAAAUCAAUUCUUAUCAAUAUAAAAUCGCUGGACGUGUUCCGACUCGAAGUCGAAUAUGACACUCGGAAUAGAAUCAAAGUUCAGAAACUUCUAGUCGGUCGAGAUCAAUUCUUGGACCGCAUUUCGUACAAUACAGACGGUCAUGUCCUUCAAGUCGUGGGUACAAAUGACUGGCAGUACAUUUAUGACGAGAACGGAAAUAUUAUCGGCGUGAUCAAAGGACGAGAAAAAAUCUCUUUGGGUUAUGACAGCGGUGACAGAGUUGUACAAUACGGAGAUGUCGAGUUCAAUAGUUACGAUAACCGAGGUUUUGUGGUUCGAAGAGGAGAGCAGAAGUAUAGAUAUAAUUCGAGAGGUCUUCUAAUUCAUGCUUUCGAACGCGACAAAUUCCAAACUUGGUAUUAUUACGAUGACAGAGGCCGUUUGAUUUCAUGGAAUGAUGAUAAGGGCAAUGUCACUCAGUAUCUCUAUUCGAAUCCGAGUACUCCGGAUUUGGUUACACAUUUACAUUUCCCGAAGACCGGUCGUACUUUCCGUUUCUUGUACGACUCUCGGAAUGUCCUAAUAACAGUGGAGAUUUCAGAGCAACGAUUUUACGUUGCUACGGAUCAAAAUGGGUCUCCGUUAGGUCUGUUCGAUAUUAAUGCAAAUUUGAUUAAAGAAAUCCGAAGAACACCUUUUGGAAGUAUCACACUAGACACGAAUCCAGAUUUCUACCUACCGGUGGACUUCCAUGGAGGAAUUCUUGAUCCCAAUACCAAACUAGUUUAUAUUAAUAAGAGAUUAUACGACCCGGUCGUAGGUCAAUGGAUGACUCCAGCAUGGGAACAAUUGGCAACGAAACUAACAACCCCAACUGAUGUAUUCAUUUACCGUUUCAAUAAUAACGACCCGAUUAACUCGAAAACAACUAUCGAUUAUAUGACGAAUUUAAACAGCUGGUUGAAACUUUACGGUUACGACAUGAGAAACAUGUUAGGCUCUGAAUACAUCAGUCGAAUGGUUUAUCGACCUCAAGCGACUAUAACUUCACCUCAACUAGCCCCUGAUUUCGGAGUAAUCUCCGGCUUGCAAUGCAUUGUCGAAAAGGUCAAUGAAAAAUUCACGGAUCUUGGUUUCGUACCCAAACCAUUGCUCAAAAUGGAGCCAAAAACACGGAACCUCCUUCCCCGGGUGGCUUACCGUCGCUCCGUCUUCGGAGAGGGCGUUUUGAUUUCCCGAGCCGGCACCAGAGCCCUAGUUAGUGUCGUCGAAGGCGUCAACGGCGUUGUUCAAGACGUGGUGACUUCAGUCUUUAACAACUCCUUCUUCCUCAACCUCCACUUCAGCAUCCAUGACCAGGAUGUGUUCUAUUUCGUUAAAGACAAUGUGCUUAAAAUACGUGACGAUUUAGAGGAAUUGCGUCGUUUGGGCGGGAUGUUCAACGUUUCGACGCAUGAAAUCACCGAUCAUGGGGCAACCACGAUCAAAGAACUCCGACUUCACAAUCCUGACGCCGUUGUGAUAAUCAAGUAUGGCGCCGAUCCUGAGCAAGAGACGCACAAGAUCCUGAGACACGCUCAUAAGAGGGCCGUGGAGAGAGCGUGGGAGUUGGAGAAGCAGUUAGUGGCGGCCGGGUUCCAGGGCCGCGGGGACUGGACCGAGGAGGAGAAGGAAGAGUUGAUCUCGCAUGGGGAUGUGGAUGGGUAUGAGGGAGUGGAUAUUCAUAGUAUACACAAGUAUCCGCAACUGGCGGAUGAUCCUGGGAACGUGGCGUUCCAGAGGGAUACGAAGCGAAAGAGGAGGAAGAGUGGAUCGAGGAGAGGGAGAUUGCAUCGGCACGAAUCGUGAUUUAAAUAAACUGUGGUGAUAUUAAGUAAUUCAACAGCAGAAAUAUUUUUAUGUGCCAUAAGUCAACAUCAAAUCAAAUCCUAGUCGUUCUUAAAUAAAUGAAAAGAAAGUACAUAACUAAUUUAUAGGAACAAAUUACUAUUUUUAAUAAAUUCGUGGCGAUAAUAUUUUGAUAAUCAUAAAAAGUAAAGUGAAUAAGCCAUGAACUGUCCAAGUUAUUACGAAACUGUGUUGUGUACAAGCAAUCAAAAGGCCUAUUUGAUAACGAAUGACAAGUUUCCUACAGGGUAGCCGAGUCGCCACUCUUGCGGAUAUCUAUAAAGACUCUUGCACAUAGAUCUACCUAGUUAAGGCAACACUAAGGACUGUACAUAUAUCAGAAGCUUUUUAUAUGGAAAAAUUAUAGUGACUCGCUAAGAUAUGAGUAACGAAAUGAUUUUUGUGCUGCAGUUUCUUAUGAUGAUUUUACGUUAUUUAAUCAUCGAUCGUAGUAAUUGACUGAACUGUAUUUAAUGAUCCAUUGAACAUAAAUCUAGCAGAACAUAGUCCAUAGAUGUACAUAUUUAUAUCGUUUUAUUAAGUUUUACAAUUCUAUCCUCGGUGCUUGUCUCCACUCUACCUAUAUCUAAAAUUAGAUCUGGGCCGCAAUUUAAAACAGGUCCAUUAAUCAUUAGAAUAGCGUACUGUCGGUAUCCAUAAACAUAUGCAUACAUAGAAUCUGUAACUUACUGCCAAUAUUAUUCACGUUUUCGUUUUUAAUUUCUUUGUUGUUCGCCAUAGUUACGUAUAUACUGUAAUGAUUGUAAUAGGUACAGCUGUUGUAAUGAUAAAUGAACUCUCUUUGAUUAUUUGAUUAUUGUAUCCACAUUGUCAUAGUUUAGAUGUACAACGUUUCUUUUAUUUUUCACUUUUUAUUUGGGAUGAAAAACUGUCGAGAGGUGAUUAGUAAAGGGGCAUUUCGCUGCCAAAAGUGGAUAAGUGAUAUAUUUUCUAAUGUGACUAAAAAAGAAAGCAAUACUUUGUAUCUCAUAUACGUCUUAAUUACUAUUAAUUACAUUAUGUGCAAUUGUUGUGUGGCUGCAGAUGCAGCCGGCACUAGUAUGCAUUAAAGAUAUUGACCAUAAUCGUGACUAUUGACUAACAUUUUAUGUGUGUAUAUAAAUUAUUGUGUAUAUUGUUUUGAUAUGUAAAUAUAUUUUGUUCUAUUCAGUAA
This is a messenger RNA of Tribolium madens (black flour beetle), 10698 nucleotides long. RefSeq names its product teneurin-m (gene Ten-m). The record is from RefSeq and is a predicted model, not a curated record. Gene Ontology annotation, biological process: motor neuron axon guidance. Lineage: Eukaryota; Metazoa; Arthropoda; Insecta; Coleoptera; Tenebrionidae. The transcript is spliced from 18 exons. Bases 303 to 9485 code for a protein of 3060 amino acids.